Molecule: messenger RNA, 6692 nt
Organism: Xyrauchen texanus (razorback sucker)
Lineage: Eukaryota; Metazoa; Chordata; Actinopteri; Cypriniformes; Catostomidae
Gene: syngap1a
Product: synaptic Ras GTPase activating protein 1a
Biological process (GO): regulation of GTPase activity
Source: RefSeq, a predicted model, not a curated record
GCCUGACAUGAGCGCGCUUGGCCGUGCGCGCGCCCGUGAGAUUGUUGCGUAAUUGGUGUGUCGCUGGAGGAGUGAUGGAGCCUCACAAACACAGCUGAUCACGGUCCUUGCCGGAGGAUCAUGUCCUAUGUGUCUUCACAAGAUGGAAGGUGUGUGUCUCCAUGUUCUCGGCCUCACACCCCUCUGAAUGGCCACGCCCACGACUCCCCCGGCUGGAGCCGCAAACUCCGCAUCAGAGAUGGAGACCAGUUCUACCUGCUGGAUCAAGAGAAGGUUCAUCCGUUGCUGAUGAAUGAUCAUCGUCCCGUCUCUCAGCGACACAAACUGCUGCGCAGGACCGUCAGUGUACCUGCAGAUAACAGACCUCAUCCUGAGUCAGAGCACGCUCGUGCUCGCAGGAAGAGCUUUGCCACGUCGCGGCAGAGAAGCAUGGAAACUCCGCCCACUGCACCUACCCAGCCAUUCCGACAACCUAGUUUUCUUAGUCGCCGUCUGAAAGGUUCGAUUAAACGAGCAAAGAGUCAACCCAAACUCGACCGCACAGGAAGCUUCCGCCACAUGAUCCUCCCACGAUUCCGCAGCGCUGACCAGGAGAGGACGCGACUGAUGCAGAGUUUUAAGGAGUCUCACUCGCACGAGUCUCUGCUCUCUCCGAGUAGUGCGGCCGAGGCACUCGAUCUAACGCUGGACGAGGACGCCAUCAUUAAACCCGUCCACUCCAGCAUCCUCGGCCAGGAGUACUGCUUCGAGGUGACGACAGCAUUAGGCACGAAGUGUUUUGCGUGUCGUUCUGCGGCAGAGAGAGACAAAUGGAUUGAGAAUCUGCAGCGGGCCGUGAAGCCGAACAAGGAUAACAGUCGUCGUGUUGAUAAUGUGCUCAAGCUGUGGAUUAUUGAAGCGCGAGACCUGCCAGCUAAGAAGCGCUACUACUGCGAGCUGUGUCUGGACGACAUGCUGUACGCUCGAACCACCAGCAAACCGCGAACGGACACGGUGUUCUGGGGGGAACACUUUGAGUUUAAUAACCUCCCCGCCAUCCGCAGCCUCAGAUUACACCUGUACAAGGAAACCGACAAGAAGAGACGAAAGGAGAAGAGCACAUAUCUGGGUCUGGUCAGCGUCCCUAUAUCCAGUAUAACGGGUCGUCAGUUUGUGGAGCAGUGGUAUCCCGUCAUCCAGCCCAGUGUUCUGGCGAAAGGGGGUGGAGUCGGCAGCGGGAAGAUCAUCAAUGCAUCGUUGCGGCUCAAAUCUCGCUAUCAGACCAUGAACAUCCUGCCGAUGGAGCUGUAUAAGGAGUUUGCCGAGUGCGUCACCAACAAUUACCGCACGUUGUGUGGUGUUCUGGAGCCGCUGUUGAGCGUGAAGAGUAAAGAGGAAGUGGCGUGUGCGCUGGUACACAUCCUACAGAGCACUGGGAAAGCCAAGGACUUCCUGUCUGAUAUGGCCAUGAGUGAGGUGGAUCGAUUCAUGGAGCGUGAGCAUCUGAUCUUCAGAGAGAACACAUUGGCCACUAAAGCCAUCGAAGAGUUCCUGAAGCUCAUCGCUCACCGUUACCUCAAAGACACCAUCGGUGAGUUCAUCCGCGCGCUGUACGAGUCCGAGGAGAACUGUGAGGUCGAUCCCAUGCGAACGCCCCCGUCUGUGCUGCCGGAUCAUCAGGCUAAUCUACGCAUGUGCUGUGAGCUCGCACUCUGCAAGAUCAUCAACUCUCAUUGUGUGUUUCCACGGGAACUGAAGGAGGUGUUUGCAUCGUGGCGUGUGCGUUGUGCCGAACGCGGCCGUGAGGACAUCGCGGACCAUCUCAUCAGCUCGUCUCUCUUCCUGCGCUUCCUGUGUCCAGCGAUCAUGUCUCCGUCUCUGUUUAAUCUGACGCAGGAAUAUCCGUCUGAGCGCACCUCACGAACUCUCACGCUCAUCGCCAAGGUGGUGCAGAGCCUCGCCAGCUUCUCAAAAUUCAGUAGUAAAGAAGAUUAUCUGGGCUUCAUGAAUGAGUUUCUGGAGAUGGAGUGGGGCUCAAUGCAGCAGUUCCUGUAUGAAAUCUCUAAUCUGGAGUGUGUGAGUAACGCCGGGGCAUUUGAGGGUUAUAUUGACCUCGGCCGAGAGUUGUCCAUCCUGCACAGUUUACUCUGGGAGGUCAUGGCCCAGCUCAGUAAGGACGCCAUAUUGAAACUGGGGCCGUUGCCACGGUUACUGAAUGACAUCAGUGUGGUGUUGCGGAACCCUCAGCUGCACCGUCAGGCGAGUCACCAGCCGCCCGAACGUCACCUGUCACGCCCCGCAUUCACCCGCCUCGCCACUAACGACUUCCAGAGCCUCAUGAUGAGAGACCUCAACAGCUCUAUAGAUAUCUCUCGUCUGCCGUCUCCUACGGCGGGAUUGUCCGGCAGUGGCGUUCUGUCUCACCCUGGGAUGGCUGCAUUCUCCGAGCGUGAUCUCCGUGGAAACAAAGACGUGUUCUACGUGACACGCCCUCCUCUGGCACGCUCAAGCCCCGCCUACUGCACAAGCAGCUCUGACAUCACCGAACCUGACCCGAAGGUUCUCAGUGUGAAUAAGAGCGUGUCUAUGAUGGAUCUUCAGGAUUCGCGCAUUAACAGCAUGUCGAAUCUGCACUCUGUCAAUGACCUGCUGAACUUGUCUCAGGGCUCCCUCGCCGGGCUGGGUGGGUACGGUCCGCUAGGCGGUGCCCCUCUCAGGGCCGGAGGUCGUGUGUCAGCGGGGUCGGGGGGGUCGAAUAUGUCAGGCGGUUUGCGUCUGGAUGGAUUCACUCUGCAGCAGCAGCAGCAACAGCAGGCGGCCGCGAUGCACGUGCCGUUAUCCUUCCAGAAUCCUCUGUUCCACCUGGCGUCUGACGGGCCACAGUACCACACCCCUCCACACGUGCCGGCCACGGCCCCGCCCCCACUCCUGCUUGCCCCAGAGCCUGAAAAUGGACACGUUGGCUUCGGCGUGCCGACGUUUGGUCACAGCGGCUUCUCUCGCAGCGAGGAUCUGUCGGCUCUGCGCUCACAGAACAGUCUGGUGCAGCCAAACAUCGUCCACUCGCACAGCUACAGCGACGAUUUCACAUGCCACAAUCAGGCCGACUACGCCCGCAGACAGCUCUCGCUGCAGGUGCAGGAGAAUCUCCAGCAGCAGGUUUUAAUGGGCAUGGCCCCACAGACAGCGACUGGCACCGGCACGCCUGCUUCUCUGGCCACUCCCCCUACCACCAUUCAUCCUGUCCGUCAGGCCUCCAUGGUUCCACCUCCUCAGCGUGCAAAGCCUCAGCCUUCUCACCAGCUGUCCGUCAGCUCAGCCGCUAACUCCACACCCCCCAAGACCCGACCUCAGAGUGGGAACCUCCUCCAAUCACCCGAGUCCAGUUUUGGGGUGAGGCAGAUGCUGCGACAGCAGCUGUCGGUGAAGGAUAGCCCCGCCCCCGGGCUGCCGCAUCAGUCCAGCACAGCAAAUGAGAAUGCCACACCACAGGGGGGCACUAGUGAGAGCACAGAAAACACCCCUAGCAACCAACCCGCUCAACAAAAUAACCAACAGCAAUUACUUAAACCAACAGGGAACAAACAGGGCUCAAAGUCUCCCUCCACAUUGAACACCCCCACAGCUGCAUCCGAGCGUACGGUGGCCUGGGUGUCCAACAUGCCGCACCUGUCUGCAGACAUCGAGAGCUUGCGUGUGGGUCGUGAGGAUUUCAAACUGAAGGAACAAUCCAAGAGUAUGGACGAGUCUCGUCUGGACCGGGUGCGCGAGUACGAGGACGAGAUUCACUCUCUGAAGGAGCGCUUGAUGAUGUCACAUCGUAAACUGGAGGAGUACGAGCGCCGGCUGCAUUCACAGGAACAACAGACGAGUAAAAUCCUGCUGCAGUAUCAGAGUCGGCUGGAUGACAGCGAGCGACUCCUGCGACAACAGCAGGUGGAGAAAGACUCGCAGAUCAAAGGAAUCAUCAACAGGUUGAUGGCUGUAGAGGAUGAGUUGAGAGGAAGUGCAAUGCCUGACCUGAAAACCAGAUUAUUCACAGAUCAGCCCAUCUAUGGCGCUCACUCUGGAACAUGAUUGGCCGGUGCAGGACUAGCGGACGUGUGAUUGGUUGAAUCUCAACCCUGGAAUAUCUGUUGAUUUUCUGAGAGAGAAAUGCAGAAUAACUCUAUAAUCUCUCUCUCUCUCUCUCUCUCUCUCUCUCUCUCACACACACACACACACACACACACACACACACUGGGAAUAUAUAUAUGUAUAUAACUGAUAUAUAUAAUUAUAUAUUCAUCAGGUGUCUCUCUCUCCUGCUGUCUCUCUCUCUUUUCUCCUGAUAUUUUGAGCCAAAUGAAUGACAAUCAGCACCUUUGAGGCCGAUACAAUCACAUCGACAGCACAACGAAACCUGACAGACAGACGAGUGUGACACUAUUAUCCUAAAGAGCUCCAAUGACAACAGGGCAAAACAGACUCGGACACUCCGUUUGAAUCAUCUAUGAGAGAGUUCAUGUAACGCUUGUGUGAUGCCACACAGACGACCAGCAGCGUCUGGAAUGAGAACUGAAGAACGGUGCAGAAGCGGAGAUGCGACGCUUGUGCGUGUGAUAAGUGUUCUUGGUUUGCUGUAGGGAGUCUCACUGUUGGCAUUAGUUGUGUGGAACAGAUAUCAGGUGACUUUGUGAUUAUUAGAGUGAAAGAUGUUGUGUUAUCGUGGGUGUGUGUUUGUAAGAAAAGGUGAAGUGUGUAAUUUCCACUCUUUGGCGCACCGAACAAAAUUGCAAAACAGGUUUCCCGAACAUUCGCCAAAUGGUCGCCAAACUCACCCCAUUGGUGACAACAACCAGAGCAAUGCGUCGAAAGCAUCACAGUGUUUACACUCUUCAGGAAGUCAAGCCAUCAAUGUCCUCAACACUCAAAACUGACCCUGUUUACUUGAAGAAAUAUUGCACGUGUGUGUCUGUGUAUCUCAGCGAGUAUUGCCGCUGACUAUCACACCUGGAGUCGCGAGUUUGAAUCCAGGGCGUGCUGAGUGACUCCAGUCAGGUCUCCUUAGCAACCAAAUUGGCCCGGUUGCUAGGGAGGGUAGAGUCACAUGGGGUAACCUCCUUGUGGUCGCUAUAAUGUGAUUCUCACUCUCGGUGGGGCGUGUGGUGAGUGACUCCAGUCAGGUCUCCUUAGCAACCAAAUUGGCCCGGUUGCUAGGGAGGGUAGAGUCACAUGGGGUAACCUCCUCGUGGUCGCUAUAAUGGGGUUCUCGCUCUCGGUGGGGCGUGUGGUGAGUGACUCCAGUCAGGUCUCCUUAGCAACCAAAUUGGCCCGGUUGCUAGGGAGGGUAGAGUCACAUGGGGUAACCUCCUCGUGGUCGCUAUAAUGUGGUUCUCUCUCUCGGUGGGGCGUGUGGUGAGUUGUGUGUGGAUGCCGCGGAGAAUAACGCGAAGCCUCCACAUGCGCUACGUCUCCACGGUAACGCGCUCAACAAGUCAUGUGAUCAGAUGCGCGGAUUGACGGUCUCAGACGCGGAGGCAACUGAGAUUCAUCCUUCACCACCCGGAUUGAGGCGAGUCACUGCGCCACCACGAGGACUUGGAGCGCAUUGGGAAUUGAGCAUUCCAGAUUGGGAGGAAAAAGGAAUAUUGCGGGUUUAAUGCAAGUCAAGCUCAAUCGACAGUAUUUGUGGCAUGAAACUCUUACUUUAUACCUUCCAAUCCAUUCCUGAUUGAAGUCCCACACGACAUUUUCUUUCCUCAGAAAUAUCUCACAUUAUAGAAGUCAAACGGUUCGUCGUGUUGCUUUAACAAAUUACACAUUUCACCUUUAACGGAUGAUUUAACAGAGAGAAAGGAAAGAUUUGACUAAAGCUAAACACAUAUUUAUCUUAUAUCGUAAUAAAGCAAGAAAUAUCAUUAUGAUUUCCACACACUGAUUUGCUUUGUCUCUGAGGUCGGCUGCUGAUUUCUGUACAUAGUCCACAUUUACUGAUUCAACUUUCAUUUGAGUUUUUCUCUUUUCUCGAUGUUUUGGUGGAUGAUUCUCAUAUACGCCAGUAGCUGCUCUGCUGGAGCUUAAGUCAUUUUCUUUUGUGUUUAUUUUCUGUUGAAAGUAUUCAUUCAGUGUGCAUUUGGGGUAAUGAAUAGUGUUUCUGUGCCUACGGCUCCCACAGAGAACGCCGCAGUCCUGAUUUGGAGGGAAUCGAAGGAGCUUCGCCGAAUGAUCCUUUUUCUAUAAGGUCAAUUCUCACAACUUUUGGCACACGUUUCUGAUAUUAUACAGCCAUUUUCUGUGUAUAGGGGUCAAUUAUGCUGAGUGUAUCUUUCCCCCAUUGUGUAGCACUCUCGUCUUAAGUUCAUGAUGAAACGGUCCUUAAACGGGAGCCGCGUGCCAGUUUAGCCAUACACACGGACAAGCCAUAGCAUUGCCCCGCCCCUCCAAUCCCCUUCAGGAGUGAUGUAUAUACGUAUAGAUUUACCCAUGCCAAUAUUCUGGAAUGCAGGAGAGAUGAGUUGAUUAUCUCUGAAUAUGGAUGUUUUGAAUGUUCAUAUUAUCAUCAUAAAGAUAUUAUAUUCAAAUACGAUUAUUGCAAUUAUGAGCUUCGUUUUAUUGACGAUGAUUGACGAACAGAUGUGUCUUUCUUUGUGUGAAUAAGGAGACGUUUACAUUUUUCUGGGGAAAUAUUACAAAUCUUUAAAUAUUUCAACAAAUAAAUAAAUAUAUACAUG